CCUUAGCAACCGGCGCGCAGGUCGGCUCCGCCCGUCCCGGCCAUGGCUUCAGUUCCCGCCCGCAGGACCAUGGAGGUGGCCCUGCAGGAAAGGCCGCCGCCCCGGCUCCGCGAGCCCUUGCGCCGCCGCCCCGACCUCCCUGCCCGGACCUUGCCUCUGCUCCUCCUCCUGCUGCUGCUCGUCUUCCCGGAGCUGCUCAGCGCUCAAGGUAAUACAGUACAAACAGCGUCUGUGAAACAAGUUUUAAAUACUGUGGAACCUGAGUUAUCAGAUGGGGUGCUAUCUCAUAACUACACCAAACUUAUUGUUCCCACCACCAGUGCCCCAGCCCUUGCACCCAGUUCAGAAAAAAAUGAAGUGACUACAUCUGUAUUCUCUCCGUCACCUACUGCCAUACCCCAAAUGGAAAUUGAUGCUACUGAAGAUACUAGAAUAGAGGACGAGGAACUUCUUACACUUAACAGUUCUCCAUCUGUAACCAAGGAUGUUUUGGACAAUGGGGAUUAUGGAGAACAAGACUAUGACUGGACUCCCAAUACCAGAGAUGAUACUGAUGAGCAAAUGCAAGAAAAUACAGCUUAUGCAGGAUUUGAACAGACUGUUAAUCUGAACAAUUUUCAUGAGACAAAAUCCUUUAAGUCUGCAUCAUCAAAUGUAGAGGAGGAAGACAGCCAUUUCUUUUUUCAUCUCAUUAUUUUUGCUCUUUUGAUUGCUAUUGUUUAUAUCACAUAUCACAACAAAAGAAAGAUCUUCCUUAUGGUUCAGAGCAGAAAAUGGCGUGAUGGUCUUUGCUCCAAAACUGUGGAAUAUCAUCGACUAGAUCAGAAUGUUAAUGAGGCAAUGCCUUCUCUGAAGAUUACUAAUGAUUAUAUUUUUUGAAAGUACUAUGAUCUGAGGUUACUUAUUUAGUCAUUUUCUUUGACUUUUUAUAUCAUAUUAUGCAGAUAUUUGCCAUAGACAGUUGGUACAUAAAUGAGAGUUUAACCUCUCUCAUUUUUUCAUGGUAGUUUGGAGAUAAGGGAUGUGUAUAAUUUUUUAUUUUUAUUAUUAUCUCUAUUAUUUUUUCAGUCAAAAUCAAAUCUGAUAUUGAAAACAUGGCACUAAAUAUUAUUUUGUGUACCCUGUUUUUUUCAGGUUUAUUUAUCUCGUAUCUUCUGAAAAUGUCAGUGAACUAAUUGUUAAGUCCCUCAGAAUAUUUAUGUAAAUUUAAAAUAGUCUAGCAUCACUGCAGCAGUCUCUUUGGUAGCUGGAUGUUGAUUUUUUUUUAAGUAUAAAUUUCUUUGUGCUAUCAAACUAAUAUAAAUGAACAUAACGGACAUAAUGCCUUGCAUUUAAAUAGAACUUUUCUUCAGGAAAAGUAUUUUAGAUAUUUCUUAGAGGACGUCAGCAGUACUCUUAGACAUUGGGAUUGCUCAUAUAGGCCAAAAUUCCAAGUUGAUAAUGCAACAAAUAUAUUGAAAUUUCUGGUAUGACAGACUUUAUAAUUGCAAUUUCUUCACUUAAGUGUUAAGAAAAUGUAAUUUAUCCUUUGUGUUAUUGAAUUAAACCUAGAAUUAGAAGUUUUGGGUCAAUUGUAAAAUAUAUGAAUUUACCAAAGAGUGGGAUUCAUUGCUCAGUGGCAAGGAAGGAUUGCCAUAAAAAAUGUUAUAUUCAUUAGGUGGUUAUUUUAUAAUAAGAUUAGGGUGGGGAGGAGGGGGAGUUGGGAUAAAUCUUAAGGCCUAUUGUAUUGGACUGCAUUUACCCAGGUCUGUCAUAUUCAAAUUAUACCUGAAUUAAGUCACAUAGAUUUUUGUGGGUACACUGACUUUUUUUUUAGUGUUUCAUACUCUUAUUUGUUCACAGAUAAAGAAAAUGACUGAUUUUCUUUUUGCACACAUUUUAGUGAUGAUUGAAAUUGAUCACUAUGUAAAGAGAAGUUAUUUGAACUGAAAGUGACUCAUAAGAAUCAUUGUAUGAUUUUUUUUUGGAGGGGGGAUGUCCUCAGAUAUAUUUUAAAUUUAUUAAGCAUGGGAAUAAUCAGUAGGUGGGCUCUCUUAUCUACUCAGAUGAAGCAGUUCAGCUUUCUUCCUUCAGUUGAACACUUUACUCUUCUAAUACUGAGAAAGUGAAGCACAGAACUAUCAGAACUAUUUUCUUGCAGUAAUUUUUAUCAUAUUUGAACUUGCAUCAUUUAAUAUUUUAAAUUUUUUAAAAAAAUAAAUAGUAAGAAUAUAAAUCUAUGAUGUCACAGUAACUUGUGUCAUGUGUAGCAUUUCAGCAUAUACUUAUAUUGCUGUUAGGAAGCAAUAAUUUAGUUGCACAUAACCAGGUCAGAUAACUUUAUAGAACACUUUACUGUUAACCAAACUUUGUAAAGUGCUAACAAGUAAGUUAAACUCACAAAUACUAUUAGUCAUGCUGUGUCAGAUAAUCUGAAGAACAACUCGGUGACUUGACUUCAGACUGAAUUUGUUACAGAGUAUUUUAUAAUAGCAGGUAUUCUGCCUGCUAAAUGAGUUUGUUGCUAUUGAUUUAGACUCUGACUUAGUUCUUCGCGGGAUGUGGGGAAGUGUCUGUAAGUCAUUGUAGGAAUUUCUGCUUCUCAACUUCACAGUUUCUUCAGCAUUAAGCAGGGCACUAUCCCUGCUUGACUUCUCAGGUUCCUUUCUUUCAGCCCAGGAACACAUAUGAUAACUGAGCCAAAUGUAAAUUAAAGGGAAAGCAAAAAGUUCUAAACAGGGUCUACAAGUUUCACUAGUUGGAGAAUACCAGAUGGUUGAUAAGCACCCCUGAAGUGGGGUGAGAUGGGAAGAAAAGAAGAGCAGACUGACAUGAAAAGAAGCAGUCUGCAGGUACUUAAUUAAUCUCUAAUAAAUUGAAUUGAGUCAGUCAAAAUCGGUGCAUUUCUUCUAGGCCAUUACAUGGAGUAAAACAUGUACCAUAUAUUGUGGCAUACAAGCCCACCAGUCUGUCCCCUGUUGUCUAAAUUAAUGGCAGUUCUUAAGUGAGAAAUGAACACUCCAAUCUAUUUUGACCAUAUAAGUCAUUAUUCCUCCGCUUUCCAGUUCCUCCUCUGUCCUCAUUUGCAGGCCCAGACCAGGUGCCUGCUUGAGAAGGCUUACAAGGAAGACCUAAGGAAAAACCAUCUGUCCAGCAGAAAGUGAAGCAGAUAUUAGAGGAAGUGCUGAAAACCAUUGGGUAGUGGUGUUGAGAGGCAUGGUGUGUCAACAGUGCAAAUAAAAUUCUAGUUUUGUUAUAA
This is a messenger RNA of Dromiciops gliroides (monito del monte), 3238 nucleotides long. RefSeq names its product chromosome 2 C5orf15 homolog (gene C2H5orf15). The record is from RefSeq and is a predicted model, not a curated record. Bases 43 to 879 code for a protein of 278 amino acids. Lineage: Eukaryota; Metazoa; Chordata; Mammalia; Microbiotheria; Microbiotheriidae. The transcript is spliced from 3 exons.